AACAUGCCUGAACCCGCCAAGUCCGCGCCCAAGAAGGGCUCCAAGAAAGCCGUGACCAAGACCGCCGGGAAAGGCGGCAAGAAGAGGAGAAAGAGCAGGAAGGAGAGCUACGCCAUCUACGUGUACAAGGUGCUGAAGCAGGUCCACCCCGACACCGGCAUCUCCUCCAAGGCCAUGGGCAUCAUGAACUCGUUCGUCAACGACAUCUUUGAGCGCAUCGCCUCUGAAGCGUCACGUCUGGCUCACUACAACAAACGCUCCACCAUCACCUCCAGGGAGAUCCAGACCGCCGUGCGCCUCCUGCUGCCCGGGGAGCUGGCCAAGCACGCCGUGUCCGAGGGAACCAAGGCCGUCACCAAGUACACCAGCUCCAAGUAGACCAACACCCAAUACAAACCAACGGCUCUUUUCAGAGCCA
This is a messenger RNA of Cololabis saira (Pacific saury), 418 nucleotides long. RefSeq names its product histone H2B-like. The transcript has a single exon. Gene Ontology annotation, cellular component: nucleosome. NCBI's taxonomy places the organism in Eukaryota, Metazoa, Chordata, Actinopteri, Beloniformes, Belonidae. The coding region runs from base 4 to 378 and encodes 124 amino acids. The record is from RefSeq and is a predicted model, not a curated record. Gene Ontology annotation, molecular function: protein heterodimerization activity; DNA binding; structural constituent of chromatin.